UCCUUCUCAUCCCCAGCAUCAGCUAACACAGUCGUAGACUCACAGAGCCGACCCACCCACUCAUUCAUUCGUUGGUUCUUUCAUUCUUCAUCGUCUUGGUUUAUGAGCUCCAAGGAGAAACCCACUCUCGGUGGCACGCGGAUUAAGACCCGCAAGCGGAAUAUUGCGGCGCCUUUGGACCCUGAAGCAUUCUCGGAUGCAGUGGUCCAGAUUUAUUUGGAUAAUGCUGGUGAUCUGGAACUUGUUGCUAAGAGCAUUGAGUCUUCAGAACUUGACUUCUCAAGAUACGGUGACACCUUUUUCGAGGUUGUUUUCAUUGGUUGUCGUACACAACCUGGAACAACCAAGCCUGAUGAAGGGGAUCGCCAUCCUUACUCUAUAAUAGAGUGUGAGCCGAAGCGGGAAGUCAUUUUGCCAUCGGUGAUCUACACACAAAAGAUUUUGCGAAGGAAGCCAUUCCUCAUAAAGAAUCUUGAAAAUGUCAUGCGAAGAUUCCUACAAUCCUUGGAGUUUUUUGAAGAAAAUGAAAGGAAAAAGUUGGCAAUCUUCACGGCACUUGCAUUCUCUCAGAAGCUAUCCGGUCUUCCUCCAGAGACUGUCUUCCAACCACUUCUUAAAGAUAAUCUUGUGGGCAAAGGGCUAGUUCUGUCCUUCGUAACUGAGUUCUUUAAGGAGUAUCUGGUUGACAACAGCCUUGAUGAUCUUAUUUCAAUUCUGAAACGGGGAAAAGUGGAGGAUAAUCUUUUGGACUUUUUCCCCCCUUCAAAAAGAUCAAAUGAGUCUUUUGCUGAGCAUUUCAAGAAGGAAGGACUGAUAACCUUGGUGGAGUAUAAUGAGAAGAAAAUAUUCGAAGUUAAACUUAAGGAAAUGAAGUCUACUUUGACGACACUGAUAACCGAGGAAGCUGAUAUAUCUGAAGUCAUAGAAACAGUGAAGCUGCAAGUUAAAGAUGCUAAAUUGCCAGAUAUUGAGGUUGUGCGGGUGUUGUGGGAUGUUUUAAUGGAUGCUGUUCAGUGGUCAGGAAAAAAUCAGCAACAGAAUUCAAAUUCAGCCCUGCGCCAGGUAAAAACUUGGGCACCAUUGUUGAAUACGUUCUGCACCAGUGGGAAGCUUGAGCUUGAACUGAUGUACAAAGUACAGAUGCAAUGCUACGAGGAUGCGAAACUCAUGAAGCUGUUCCCUGAGAUUAUAAGGUCCCUUUAUGAGCAGGAUGUGCUGGCUGAAGACACGAUUCUUCACUGGUUCCGCAGAGGAACGAACACCAAGGGCAGGCAAAGCUUUGUGAAGGCACUUGAACCCUUCGUCAAUUGGCUUGAGGAGGCGGAAGAGGAAGAAUGAGAGUGGCAGAGGGUCAGGGCUGAGAUAUUGCAUUCUCUCUUUAGCAUGCCCCAUCACCUAUCUACUUUGUGAGAUUGGCUCAUAAUUUCCUAAGUUAUAAUUACUUGUUGUCUUCUUUAUUUGACUUUGCAUAUGACUCUCUUAUCUGCAUCAUGUCCGUUUCCUGCAUGCCAGUGAUUAUGUUGUAUUAUGCAUUUCUCUGCUUUGAGAUUUAACUUGAAUAAUCUAUUUUCUUUUAACAAAACCAUUGCGCAUUGAAUUUA
Molecule: messenger RNA, 1601 nt
Organism: Arachis stenosperma
Lineage: Eukaryota; Viridiplantae; Streptophyta; Magnoliopsida; Fabales; Fabaceae
Exons: 8
Coding region: 103-1338 (411 amino acids)
Cellular component (GO): cytoplasm; membrane
Molecular function (GO): protein binding
Source: RefSeq, a predicted model, not a curated record